UGAUGUUCUUCAUUGUGGUUUGGAGUUACAUUUCGUUCAAGUUGUUGACAACGAGUGGACCUGGGUCAAGGGUUGCCUGGUACCUUGUCCACUCUUAAUUGGCAGCGAGACAGUUGGCUUGGGCACUGGCACAACUGGUUGGUGGGUUAAUUGAAAACGCGCCCACGCCUCACGUCCACAAACCCUCCGUCCUCCGCCCACACUUUAGCGCGUCUGGCGUGUUGUCCUGACAUAAAGUCGUGUUGCUCUCCAUCAACUUUCCAUUAUUCUCUCCCUCUACCUGCCACGACUCUUACUACAAACAACUUGGUCUUUGCCUUACUCUUUCUUGUCAAACUUGUCUCUGUUCUCCGCAUCUCAUUCUUCACAACCUGCACACAAUGGCAGCCCAGAUCACACCCUCCAAACAGGCGGCCUCGAGUCUCGAGAACCUCAAGAUGAAGGAUAGUCCUCUCAAGAAACUCGACUUCGGUGUCGAAAACAAGGAAAACCUCCCUGCUACUGCCGACUCAAUCACAACACCAGACCUCGAGAUCCUGAAGAAGCCUGUUGAGGAUGUCAAAGAAACUGCCGUGGUUCCCUCAGCACCCAAGACCAUCAAAGAACUCGAGGCAGAGGAGCCAAUUCUGAAGGAGAACCCUCAUCGAUUUGUCUUGUUCCCUCUGCAGUAUCACGAGAUUUGGAACAUGUACAAGCGAGCCGAAGCUUCUUUCUGGACUGCAGAAGAGGUCGACCUCUCCAAAGAUCUUCACGACUGGCACAACCGCCUGAACGAUGAUGAGAGAUAUUUCAUCUCCCAUGUUCUGGCUUUCUUCGCUGCCUCUGAUGGGAUUGUGAACGAAAACCUGAUCGAGAGAUUCAGCGGUGAAGUUCAAAUCCCAGAGGCUCGUUGCUUCUACGGAUUCCAAACAAUGAUCGAGAACAUUCACUCCGAGAUGUACAGUUUGCUCAUCGACACAUACAUCAAGGACCCUAAGCAAAAGACCUACCUGUUCGACGCCAUUGACACCAUUCCCUGCAUCCGCAAGAAGGCCGACUGGGCUUUGAAAUGGAUCGCAGAUGAUGCUUCGUCGUUUGGUCAGCGUCUGGUGGCAUUCGCUGCUGUUGAGGGUAUCUUCUUCUCUGGCUCAUUCGCCGCCAUCUUCUGGUUGAAGGCCAAGGGACUUAUGCCUGGUUUGACCUUCUCCAACGAGUUGAUCUCUCGAGACGAGGGCAUGCACACCGACUUUGCCUGCUUAUUACUUCAGCACCUUAACCACAAGCCAGACCCCAAGCUCAUCGAAGCCAUCAUCACUGAGGCCGUUGCCAUCGAGAAAGAAUUCUUGACCGAUGCUCUUCCCUGUGCUCUUCUUGGCAUGAACGCCAAGCUGAUGCAACAGUAUAUCGAGUUCGUCGCCGACCGUCUGCUCCUGGCCAUGGGAAACAAGCGCGUCUACAACGCAACUAACCCCUUCAGCUUCAUGGAGAACAUCUCCCUUGCUGGCAAGACCAACUUCUUCGAGAAGCGAGUGGGUGACUAUCAGAAGGCUGGUGUCAUGUCUGGCACAAAGAAGGCCGAUGACAAGACCAAGUCACCCACAGAGGAGAAGACACAGACAGACAGCAACGGCAUCAACUUUGAUGAGGAUUUCUAGACGUGCGUGACUAGACUUGGGUUUUCCACAGCUGGCGCGUUUGACGAUUUUCCCUUACUGAUUGAUUGAUUACUUGGCGUUUUAUGGGCAUGGAAAACAGUAAUGGACAUGUCUUGAUGGGUUUAUUGUGGUUUAUUGUUGACGUUGUUGUGUUGGAUGUCGUCAUCAUCACCACCAGGGCCGGCACUCAAUGUUGUUUAUACCCCUUCGUACCAUUCAAUAGGUCACUCGACUCCAAGGAAGACUACACUGCAUUGCAUUGCAUGGAAAUCAAGGCAGAGAAUUUGGGAGGGGUUCUUGGUCCUGACAUAGGGAUUUUGCUCAUGGCAGGACCUUGGAAUGCAAACAAGGGCUAUUUUCCUCUUCACUCUUGUCUGCUGACUUGGCCUUCGGGUCAAGCAGGGAGUUUUGUAUCACCACUCGAGAAAGCCAUGAUACAUGGCGGUUUGUAGAACUCGAUGAGAAUAGACAAACUGGUGUAUAGUUAUUGGAAGUGUGAAACUCACUGCCGGUGCAAGUGAUGCCUUUGGUCUUGAGGAAUGUGAUCAGCUACAGUGCAGUGUGUGAGAAGCAGGC
Molecule: messenger RNA, 2210 nt
Organism: Exophiala mesophila
Lineage: Eukaryota; Fungi; Ascomycota; Eurotiomycetes; Chaetothyriales; Herpotrichiellaceae
Product: ribonucleoside-diphosphate reductase small chain
Exons: 5
Coding region: 381-1634 (417 amino acids)
Biological process (GO): deoxyribonucleotide biosynthetic process
Molecular function (GO): oxidoreductase activity
Source: RefSeq, a predicted model, not a curated record